Messenger RNA from Aspergillus fijiensis CBS 313.89, 1098 nucleotides. RefSeq lists its product as uncharacterized. The record is from RefSeq and is a predicted model, not a curated record. The transcript has 2 exons. NCBI's taxonomy places the organism in Eukaryota, Fungi, Ascomycota, Eurotiomycetes, Eurotiales, Aspergillaceae. The annotation marks the transcript as partial.
GAUAGGGACCUGAGCUACGACGAUAUCGCCAGACUCAAUCCCUUCUAUGAACCAUUCAUGAAGUUCUGGACAGGCUCUCCAACUAGUGACACGGCUGUUCCAUUCGAUGCUCAGUCAUCCGCCUCGUCGGAGUACAUUCCUGUUGGAAUUGAAUCAGAUCUGUCACCUCGCCACUCACCUCCGUCGCCCGUGAUGCACCAGUCCGAGUUUGACGACACAGUCUGCGUGCUGGAGGCACCGGGCAUCACACUUCACAAUGGCCGUGGACACCAUAUCGGCUACCAUCCAUACUCUGAGCCCGAAGUCAGCCAGACGGUCAUGAUGAGGCUCAGCCCUAGCCCUCAGCUGUCUCCGACUACCGCAGACUUGACUGGUGUUUCGCUGGUUGGGAACCCCCUGAGCGGAAGCAAGCCUUCACACAAGAAGCUUUUCGGCGAGAACGGCUGGCUGGGGAGCAACGCAGAUCUCAGAGAGCUGGCGGGUGACAACCACAAGUCUUUCGGCUUGCGUAGACUGGGGAAGAAAUUCAAGAUGCAUGUUGAAGACCUGACCGUUGACCUUUUCAAGGUCAACCUUAGCAUCCAUUCCUCCGGGCCUAUGCCUGAAAGGUAUGGACCUGCAAGGACUGUGCCGGUUUCUCUGGAUGCUCCGACCCAAGCAAGACUGUACUCGCAGCUGGAGGUUAUGAUCUGCGUCGUUGCCAACAGGUUCCUCGUCGAACAACACAAUAGAGGUCUGCUUUCCGGAGAAUCCAUUUCCAAGGUCACCAACUACUGGGCUGCAAAGAAUCGGCCACGAGUCGUGGAGUUUCACUAUGAUCAAGCUACCCAGCGCCAGCUGAUCUUGUCGAACCUUCGGACUGUUCAAUUCAACGGGUCUAGCGCGACCAACCCCGUACAAUUGAGAACGAACCUGAACAACUGGAAAGCGAUCGGCAAAGAGAUGAGCGUUCGCACUUUCUGCGCCCCGGACAGCGCGAUUCGGAAGCAAAUGUAUGACAUCCAUAAGCUUCUGGAGAUGCUCGGAGCGCCCCUGGAUACUAUGUGUGACUUCGAAGAGUUGCAGAUGCAGGCUUUGUUGUUGAUGAAGCGCGGCUGA